GACCAUUAACUUAAUGAUCAUCCCUGUCUUUCCAUCUAGCUCUGAAUCCUCAGUGGUAACAAGAAGGAGAGAUUGACUGCACUGAAUAUAUUUGUAUGUUAGAUGGUAAUUGGAGCUCUGAAUCAUCUCUCUCUCUCUCACUGUAUGUGUACAAAGUCACAUUGCCUGCUACUGAUGAGAACAGUAAGACCAGGGACACUGGGCUGGGCACUUCUGGUUGUGGGGAAACAAGGGCCUCCCACACUUGACGUAGGGACUUAUAUUGAAAGAUAAAACUGUCAAGUUUGAAGUGUCUGCUAAAGAUUGGUGUGGUUUAUCUGGUGUUCACAGGUCCAGGGAAGGUGCAAGGAAAGAACAAAAUAUGAAAAAUUAAAUCUCCAGAACGAGAAGACUAUCUGAGUUAUACAACUAAACUCAUUUGCAGUUAAGAUGCAAAACUGACUCAGAAGAAGAAAACCAAAGCCACAUUUCUUAAUUUUAAGCAAUGAAAAUGUAUUAGUUCUCAGAAAGGAGGAGGAACUAAAUUGUAAUUACUUGAUAUCCAACGCAUAUCCAGGAUGAGAAAUUAAUGCACCACCAGAUUUAAGGACUAAUAUUAACAGUGCAGCAUUUGUCUGUUGAAAAUAUAUUAUCAAAGAUGGCUUCCACGAUCAGCACGCCUUUGGGUCCCAAUACCAGCGACCUGCCAUAUUUGUCGCAGUUGACCUCCCAGAUGACCCCAGCACUGACAACGGUCAGUGAGGACCCUCCCCUGGUCGUCAAUAGAUGUGAUAUUGUCUACAAGUACGACGUAGCUCCAGCCACAAUAUGUGCUGUCUGUUUUGUGUUUGGGGUCCUGUAUGCAUUUCUAGGUUACCGUUUCUUCAAGGCCAUCAUGUUCAUGACAGGCUUCAUAUUUGGCAGUGUAUUAACAUAUGUUCUACUGGAUGAGCACAGUCAGUUACCUACCGAGGCAAACGCUGGGAUUGCCGUGGGUGUAGGGGUACUUCUUGGACUCAUUACUAUGCUAGUACAAUAUGUAGGACUCUUUGCGACAGGAUUUACCUUCGGAUUAUUCCUCGCAACAAUAUUUCUAGUCAUUUUAGAACUUUUUUACCAUCCGUCCACAAAAUGGAUUAGUAUUGGCGUUUUAUUCAUUCUGGGAGUGGUAUUUGCUCUGUUAGCGCUAAAAUUCCAAAAAUCCAUGACAGUUUUAGGGACUUCGUUAUUUGGAGGCGCUCUGAUGUUUAUCUGCUUGGAUUAUUAUGCGGAACUGUUCAUCAUGUCAAUGCAUAUAUUAAAUGUCCUGAAGGUGGAGCCAGAAGCUCAAGACAGGCUCUGCUGGUUCAGCUGGGUUAUUGCAGGCGUAUGGCUGCUGAUAUUUGUGCUGGGUGUGGUGAUACAGUGGAAGCUGACAUCAAAGGGCUGUGAUCACAGGGAUGUGAAAAUAAGAUCGAAGAAACAUCGGAAAGUAAACCUCCAAAAGAUUCGAUCUAGGGAAAAAGAAUACCGCUCUGAGGAAGAUCCCAACACCAGGUACCGCCACUUGUACCAGAUACGACGCAGCAAUGGGGAUGUUAUAUCUCGGAGCAUUAUAGAUCACAUCCACCCAAAAAUGUCUCCCACAACACACAAACUGUCCAGUGAUGAUGACCAUCCGCCAUAUGGAGUGACCAACCUUGAACUGACCAAUAAGUCGGAACAAGAUCGUCCUUUCGGGAUGACCCCUGACAUUGAGAGUGCCAAUACCACACUGACACAGGUGGCUCCUGAAGGUCAAAGUUGA
Molecule: messenger RNA, 1765 nt
Organism: Lingula anatina
Lineage: Eukaryota; Metazoa; Brachiopoda; Lingulata; Lingulida; Lingulidae
Product: transmembrane protein 198
Cellular component (GO): plasma membrane
Source: RefSeq, a predicted model, not a curated record